Molecule: messenger RNA, 1186 nt
Organism: Argentina anserina (silverweed cinquefoil)
Lineage: Eukaryota; Viridiplantae; Streptophyta; Magnoliopsida; Rosales; Rosaceae
Exons: 5
Coding region: 309-1178 (289 amino acids)
Biological process (GO): mRNA splicing, via spliceosome
Source: RefSeq, a predicted model, not a curated record
GAAAAGAACGAGAGAGGAACUCUCCCUCCUCUUUUUUCUUCCAUCUCUUCCUCCUUUCUUGCUUCCCCCAAUUCUUUUCUCUCCGGGAAUUACCUCCGCCGCAAGCUCCGAAGUACCAAAAGCCAAGCCCUAACCCAGACGCUCCUUCACUUCUUCUUUUUUUCUUUUUAAAUUGUCAAUUUCACAAUUGCGAAGCGUGUUCUCCUCCAAUGAGAAUCUCUCUCUCUUUUUCCGGUGGUUUCUAAUCUUUUGAACAUCUGUUAUAAGCUGGUGGCCCGUAUGGGUUGAGAGUCUGAGUCUCAGCUACUAUGUCUUAUAGCGCGUUGAACAUCCAGGAUGACGAUUUUACCCCUAGGUUAUCCACGACGGAGCGGCCGCGGCGCUCCCGGUCCUUGCCGUUCUCGCCGCUGCUGAUCAUCGACGGCCUCUCGAGGAAGAGCUUCUCCUACUCGGCGCUCCCUCAGGAGCCGCUCAAGCUCUCCGUUCUCAAAUUGGACGGCUCUAGCUUCGAUAUUGAGGUUCCGAAGACAGCCACUGUUGCAGAACUAAAGCAGGCGGUGGAGUCGGUUUUCAGCCACAUGCCACAGAAGGGACCUGGAAAGAUAUCAUGGCCGCACGUGUGGGGGCAUUUCUGCCUGGGAUUUGCUGGUCAGAAGCUACUACUUGAAACUGACCAUAUCAGAGACUAUGGCAUCAGAGACGGCGAUCAGGUUUUAUGGCAGCUUGAUUUUGUCCGGCAUGUUUCAAUUAGCUACAUACAUACAAAGAAGCAAUCAAAAAGGCUCACUGGCUCAAAACAACACAGGAGGUCAUUUAGUUUCAACGAGGAAGAACAGAGUGAGCAAGAGGAGGAACAGAAGAACAAAGGGGUAGAACAGGAUGACAGGAUAUACUACAACUGCGAUGACAUUGAGAAUCAAAGGGUCCUGGAGUAUGAUGAUGAACUUUGUAUCGAAAGACACAGCGAGACCGGGUUCCCAAGCAUACUGGGAGAGUGGUUUCCCUACUCAAGUCUAUCACUGUCGCCUGUAGGAGGAGGAAAAUCUAGAAGAGGUUAUUAUGCUUGUUCCCCAGGCAUUGCCACUGGGUUGUUGCUUGGCUUCAGAAAGGUUUUCGGGCUUUGCUUUGAGAAACGCGAGAAGCGCUAUACUCGAAGAGAUAUAUGGAGAAUAGAUUAGUACUAAUA